Molecule: messenger RNA, 25005 nt
Organism: Coregonus sp. 'balchen'
Lineage: Eukaryota; Metazoa; Chordata; Actinopteri; Salmoniformes; Salmonidae
Source: the annotation of a GenBank genome assembly
GCCGCAUCAGGAGAGAGAGCAAAUAGUAGAGAGGAGAGGAGUGGAGAGGAGAAGGUGAGGAGAGGAGAAGGAGAGGAGAGGAGAGGAGAGGAGAGGAGAGGAGAGGAGAGGAGAGGAGAGGAGAGGAGAGGAGAGGAGAGGAGAGGAGAGGAGAGGAGAGGAGAGGAGAGGAGAGGAGAGGAGAGGAGAGGAGAGGAGAGGAGAGGAGAGGAGAGGAGAGGAGAGGAGAGGAGAGGAGAGCCAGUCAGAAGUGGAACUGUCAUGUCAUGUUUCUACAGCAUGUUAGAGACAUCUGAUCUUAGUAAAUGGCAGGUUGUACGAACACACAUCACUUUUGAAUCUUUUUACCUUUGGUUUUGUACACCAGCUUCAAACAGCUGAAAAUACAACAUUUGGGGUUGUUGAAAAUAUAUUUCACAGCGGUUUAGAUUGUACAAUGAUUCUGGACAAUGAUUGCUUGUUUUGUCGCAAACUGACAUUUGGCGAGGUGAUAGAAUUUUAGCAACCGUUUAAUUACAAAUCGUUUUUAAUGUGAUCUAGUGCUACUGAGAACUGACUUCCUCCCCAAUGCUUCUCAUCGCUCCACAGCUCCACUCAGAUGGGGACCGGGGUGACGGUAGCAUACGGUACGUCCUGACUGGCGACGGAGCCGGUACUCUGUUCAUCAUUGAUGAGAACUCAGGAGAUAUCCACGCCACUAAGAGGCUGGACCGGGAGGAGAAGGCCUACUACACGCUCCGGGCCAAGGCCGUCAACAGAAUCACUAACACCUCUCUAGAGGGAGAGUCAGAGUUUAUUAUCAAGAUCCAUGACAUCAACGACAACGAACCGAAGUUUACCAAGGACCCCUACUUCACACACGUACCUGAGAUGUCCCCACUGGGUACGUAUGAACACCUACACCAUAACCCCUACUUCACACAUAUAAAGAUGUCCCCAUUGGGUACGUAUGAGCCCCAACUUCACACAUGUACCUGAGAUGUCCCCACUUGGUACUUAUGAACACCUAUACCCUAAGAGAUGAGAUGAACACCUACACCCUAACCCUAACUCUUACUUCACGCAUGUACCAGAGAUGUCACCAAUUGGUACAGAUGUAGGAUCUUAAUUUUAGCCAGUUUGUGAAUUAUUAUAGGGAUUAUAAUUAAUGGACAUUUUUGUAGGGGUUGAUGCAUUUUUCUUUCGGGCAAAUCUGUCUGAAAUUUCAAAGUGAAAAUUACAAACCUGAAAAGCCUUUUUCAAUACACCAGAAGUUUGCAUUUCAGAAAAUUCUCAGCAACGAAAGAGUGAUCAAAUUAAGAUCCUACACCUGUAUUAGCCCCUACUUCACACAUGUACCAGAGAUGUCACCACUGGGUACUUAUGAGAGACGUAGGCUACAGAGUACAUCCCAAAACUAUCUAAAUAAUCAUUUCAACCACUUUUGCCUUGGGUGUAACUGUAACUCAUAGCUUGACCAAACGUUUUUAAACAGCACAGUUAAACUGGAAAUCAUUAUGAAAGAGGGGGAUUCCAUGCAGUCAGUGGUAAUAAUAUAUUUCAGUCUUGUAUCUGCAAUGGAUAGCAGGAUUAGAAGGCUUAUGAUGUGUGAGACACGAUAGAGUUGUUACAAACAACUUAUUGGAUCAAUGACGGCUUUAUCAAUCAUAAUAAUGAGAGGAGAGAUUGACUGUGUCCCAAAUUGCAUUUUAUUCCCUGCGUACAUAAUGCACCCCUUUUACCAGGUCCCAUAUGGCUCUGGGCCUUGGUCAAAAGUAGUGCAUCACAUAGGGAAUAGGGUGCCAUUUGGGACAUAGCUAUUGAGUCAUUAAAUGAGAAUGAUUACAGGCCAUGCACUGGUUUAUUACAGCAAAACAAACAAGGUAAAGCGGUCCAACAAUGCUGAUUAUAUCAGAUACUUAAGCUAAUCUUUUGAAUACACUGUUCAGUGUUCAAUUACAACACAUUAAACAAUGGAUGAAACUGUCUAUAUUUCUGUCUGGUGUAUGCCAAUAGUUGGAAUCUGUAUAAUUUUUCCAGUUCAGUGGGUAGAUGGCUGAAGACAUAUGACGUUUACGCUUAACAUAACACCUCUAACACACUCUAUAACACCUGCGUAAGGAACACACAACACACUUUUCAUCAGUACAUUAGCUUUCAUCAUCGCACAUGUCAAAAAACGCAACUGAUGGCAAUUAUAACUUAUAACUUCGAACUUUACAGAGUUCAAUAACUUUGUUCUGUCCUGGUGCUGUAAGUGUGAGUGACAGUGGUGACAUAACACAGACAGGUGACAAACCCUGUCACUCUGUUCACCACAUCUAAGUAAGAAAAGCAGUUGCCCAUUGUAACAAGCGAGGUGUGAUAUCACAGCCUGAAAGUGGACCUGUUCUGAACCUGCCUUCCACUGGACAUCAUUUGUCUUGUGAAAUCCUGACAAUUCCCUCUUCAGAGAGGUGAUAUCAUCAAGGAAAUAAUCUCAAACCUUAGUUUAUUUAUAAAGUAAGAGGUUAAAGAGAAAAGUAACUUCAGAUGUUUGUGGCGGUAAUGUAACGUGCCCACUAUUUUCACCCUUGCAGACCUCACAUUGCUACUGAAUUAGAACACGUUUCAGUUGGUUACGAUUCCAAUUGUAUCGCACAAUUCUAUAUUUAUGUUAAUUUCCAUUAAAUAUUUCGACUCAAUUAAUUAUUAUUAUGCAUUUAAUGAGGCAACACUGGGCCCCGCUAGGCAUCGUUGGAAUGUACCAUGUGACUAACACUUCUCUCCUUUGUUCCCUUGGAAUAUAAUUAUCUACCUCUGAUAAGGAAAAUGGAUCACAGCCGUUGCCUAAGUGAUCAUGCCAAAUGUAAUCAUAUUGCCAUUGAUGAAAGAUUUUUACACUAUUUUAGCUGAACAGCAUACCAUUUACCUUAAAAUCCCGAUAACAUUUCAUUACCUCCCUUACAACAAAAACAAGACAUUUGCAGUUUCACCUGUGAAAAUCAGAUUUUCAUAUUUGAAAUUGCAUUUUCACAUGUGAAAUAACUGUUUUCACAUGUUGAGCUGAAAUAUUCACAUGAUAACAAAAGAGACAUGUGAAACCAUGUGUUCACGUGUACUCAAUAUAGAGUUAACAUGUUAACACCACCUUUUCACAUGAGGAGAAUAAUAUGUUUUCUGAAUUGCAGAUUCACAUGUGGAAUUAGCAUUUUCACAUGUGAAAAACGUUCAUGUAUGAAAACCUUAACUUUCACAUGUGGAAUAGGGUUGAAUAUUUUCCCUGUAUUUUACAAAUGUUCCAUCCCGAGAAUAAAUCACUUUUCUCUCGGGUAACCCGGUAUUUCCCGCCAAAACCGAAAGUGUCAUUCAAAAGCUUCAUAAAGCAUAUAAAUAAGCCUAUGUCUGGAUUUGAUUAGAGCUUUGAUCGAAAAUUCAAGCCUGAUGCUACCUGAGCCUGAUGAGCCAUACAUUAAAGACAUUUAAUGAGCCCAAGCCCAAAAAUGAUCAAAUUAUUGUGCCGUUAUCCAAUACAUAGGCUAUACGAUAUAGGCUACUGCACAUUAUGCACGACAGAAAAACAUAAAAGCCCAUAGAUGUAGCUAGCUAUUUGCUCUCUUGGGUAAAUAAAUUAAACUAGCUCCAGUUGGCAUUUGUUUUUAAGUGUGAACUGUAUUACUGUACUGUAUUGUAUUAUACUGUAUUAUAUGGACUGGAAUUACACACAUCGUUCAAACCAUGAUAAAGGGAGAUUACAUGCGAUUCUGAUGCAGCAUAUGCGACCUACAAAGUUACAAGUAUAGGCUAGCUAAUUUGAUUUAUAGAAAUAUAAUAGGGCCUAUUUGUAUAAUUAGUAGGCUGACGCAUAUAUACCUUUCAUAAUACAGAGCUCCAGAGUUCCUCUGUGGAGAUGGGAGAACCUUCCAUAAGGACAACCAUCUCUGCAGCACUCCACCAAUCAGGCCACUCCUCAGUCAAAGGCACAUGACAGCCCACUUGGAGUUUGCCAAAAGGCACCUAAAGACUGUCAGACCAUGAGAAACAAGAUUCUCUGGUCUGAUGAAACCAAGAUUGAACUCUUUGGCCUGAAUGCCAAGCGUCACGUCUGGAGGAAACCUGGCACCAUCUCUACGGUGAAGCAUGGUGGUGGCAGCAUCAUGUUGUGGGGAUGUUUUCAGCGGCAGGGACUGGGAGACUUGUCAGGAUCGAGGGAAAGAUGAACGGAGAAAAGCACAGAGAAAUCCUUGAUGAAAACCUGCUCCAGAGCGCUCAGGACCUCAGACUGGGACGUAGGUUCAACAUCCAACAGGACAACGACCCUAUGAACACAGCCAAGGCAACACAGGAGUGGCUUCGGGACAAGUCUCUGAAUGUCCUUGAGUGGCCCAGCCAAAGCCCGGACUUGAACCCGAUCGAACAUCUCUGGAGAGACCUGAAAGUAGCUGUGCAGCAACGCUCCCCAUCUUACCUGACAGAGCUUGAGAGGAUCUGCAGAGAAGAAUGGGAGAAACUCCCCAAAUACAGGUGUGCCAAGCUUUAGCGUCAAACCCAAGAAGACUUGAGGCUGUAAUCGCUGUCAAAGGUGCUUCAACAAAGUACUGAGUAAAGGGUCUGAAUACUUACGUAAAUGUGAUAUUUCCGUUUUUAUACAUUUGCAAACAUUUCUAAAAAUCUGUUUUUGCUUUGUCAUUAUGGGGUAUUGUGUGUAGAUUGAUGAGGACAGAAAACAUUUUAAUCCAUUUUAGAAUAUGGCUGUAACGUAACAAAAGUUGGAAAAAGUCAACGGGUCUUUCCGAAUAAAUAAUCUGGAACAGGAUUAUCUAUUUUGGAUGGAAUUUGAAUGGAGUUGAUGGAGAGAGAGAAAGACUGCGAGAGAGUGCUUGCACGUGCACUGAUUAAAGCAUUGAUUUUUGAGCGAUAGGCUGUUUUAAAACUCUGCAGCUGCAAUAAAAUAAAAUACAUCUUUACAAUAAAAAAAGAAGGUGACCCCCGAAAGCCAGAUGGAGAUGGGUAAAUUAGACGUGCAUUCAGUCUUUAUAGUACUGUAGCAUAGGCUAUGCUGCAGCAAAUGUAGGCCUACCUGUCACAAGAAAAAAGUUACCAUGAUGAGAUGAUAGGUCUGCAUGCAUUGUGAACUGCACUCCAUACUGAGAUGGGCUGUCUGUCCCCACCCUGAGCGUUGAUGAUUCAUCAUUCAGAUGCUGUAGAGAAGCCAGAUUUAGACAUGGCAUAUCAUUUAACAGUUCCAUUUCACACCAUGCUGUUCAUAUAAAUAAUGUAUUAUAAUUAACCGCUUUCUCACAGUUAUUUAGCCCGGGAAAAGGGAGUGGUGUUGGGCGGUAAAUCUCGGUAACCGGGUUCCCGCCAUUCAAUCCUAAUGUGGAAUUUCACUUUCACAUGUGAAAAUCUAACUCUCACAUGUGGAAUUGUAUUUUCACAUGUGAAACAUUUUCAAAUGUUUUCGCGUGUAGAUUCAUGGUAUCACAUUGACAUUUUGCAUCCUCAUGUUGUCACAUUCAUUUCACAUGAGAUCAUGUUUUCACAUGUGUAGCUUCAUGUUAUCACAUGUUGCUUUUACAUGUCACAUGUUAUCACAUUAACUUCACAUAAGAUCUCAUGAAAUUCAUUAGGUUUUUCCGUAAGGGCAUAUUCCCUAUAUAGUGCACUUCUUUUGACCAGAGCCAUAUGGUCAAAAGUAAUGCACUAUAAAGGGAAUAUGGUGAAAUUUGUGACGCAGACAUACGUAUACUUCAGUUCAGCCCAGUUCAUUUUAUUGGCCUUAUUCAGGAAGUUGUGCUAUUGAGAUUGUUCACCAACACCACCUGACUCCAUUCCAUGUGUAUAACUUUGCUCACCAAGUCACUCUCUUCUUCUCCUUCCUCCUUCCUUCCCCAGGCACAGUGGUGAUGCAGGUGACCGCUACAGACGCUGACGACGCUACGUAUGGUAACAGUGCCAGGGUGGUCUACAGCAUCCUACAGGGACAGCCAUAUUUCUCUGUGGAGCCCAACACAGGUCAGUGUCAACAGGCACCCCAUCUUUCUUCUUCUUCUGUAGACAGAAAGGAGAGGUAGGGUCAGUUACAAUGCAAAUACAGAGUUCUAUAAUAAUUACCCUCUAUAGUCUAUCGGUGGCUCGAGGGGGUAAUGAUCACAGAGAGUCAACAGGGAACAGCACACACAAGGUGCCACUUCCCUGCCUUACUGAAGUUUCAUCUAGCACCUGAAUGAAACCCAAAGUCUGUGUGUGUGUGUGUGUGUGUGUGUGUGUGUGUGUGUGUGUGUGUGUGUGUGUGUGUGUGUGUGUGUGUGUGUGUGUGUGUGUGUGAACAACACGGCUAUUAACUCCCAUGUCAGACUGAAGAGACAUGACAGAAAAGAAGGGCAGAACCUCUGCCAACCGCCGCCUUUCAAGCCCAUGGCUCAGUCAUCACUGCUAGAUUUAAUCAUUUGUAAUGUGUGCUUUGGAAUGGACCCGGGUGUGUUGUUUGCUUAAACAAAAGGGAAAUUGCAACAAAAAAAUCAAUUUGCAGAUUAGUGCAGGGCUUAACAGUAAUAUGGUUUAUCCCAGAUGUGCCAUGUAAGCUGACAUCCCCCCUACACAAAGGCAGGCUUGGACAUCAGCAUGAUUCUCUCUCUCUCUCUCUGUGUGUCUUCCCGUGUUUGUUUGUGUGGAGUGAGAGAAAGAGAGAGAAUAGACAGAGUGAGAGAAAUAACGACUAGAGAGAGAGGGAGAACGAGAGACAGAAGAAAGAUAAAGAGAGAUAGAAAGGGCAGAGAGAUGCAUUCAGAGACUGUGUAUUGGUGUAUACAUGCACCAAUACACAUCUAUGUGUAUUUUCCCCCCUCAGCACUACUUGAAUGGACUAGCAUGUUUUUCAGGAGAGAGUUGCUAGCUGUCCUUCAGCGAGUAAGAUUGUGCUUUGUUAGGAAAAACGAAUUCUGCUGCAUCUUCCCUCAGCGCUUCACACACACACACACGCACACACACACACGCACACACACACACACACACACACACACACACACACACACACACACACACACACACACACACGCGCGCCUCUGUGCCUUGCUCCUCUCCUGCUGCCACAUCCUAUGUGAUAAAAAAGCAGGAUGAGAGUUGUAUAGCCCUGCAUUCACUGUGCCUUUCACCGACGCUACUUAGAUCUAGGUUUGAGUGACGUGCUGCAUCAGCCCUUAGAUCGCCUAUUGUUUGAUAUUCAAUGAAUUUCCUUUUUGGAAAAAGAGAUUUGAACCCGUGAACUCUGUCGAUGCAAUUGAUUUAGUGUUUUUUCCUUCUAUUUCUGUAUUUUACUGUAACAGUCUCUGUAGUUUUGAUGCUUCAAAUGGAUGACAAAAGCCACGGCAGCUCAAUAUCUGACAGACAGGAGGAGAAGGAAGCAGAGCGCUGCUUUUAAUAUGUAGUCAAUUAGAGCUUCACUGAACCUCUGUCCUGACUGAAAAACUAGAUUUUUUGUUUUUGUUGUAUGUAUAUAUGGAACGCAACUGUACUGUAUACCACAGAGAGACAGAGCGUCUAUAUCCAGGCCCUGAGGCAGCAAACCAGCCCCAAACCAUGAUGCUAGCUCCACCAUACUUUACAGUUGGGAUGAGGUUUUGAUGUUGGUGUGCUGUGCUGUGCCUUUUUUUCUCCACCCAUAGUGUUGUGUGUUCCUGCGAAACAACUCAACUUUAGUUUAAUCUUUCCACAGAAUAUUUUGCCAGUAGCGCUGUGGAACAUCCAGGUGCUCUUUUGCGAACUUCAGACGUGCAGCACUGCUUUUUUUGGGACAGCAGUGGCUUCUUCUGUGGUGUCCUCCCAUGAACACCAUUCUUGUUCAGUGUUUUACGUAUCGUAGACUCGUCAACAGAGACGUUAGCAUGUUCCAGAGAUUUCUGUAAGUCUUUAGCUGACACUCUAGGAUUCUUCUUAACCUCAUUGAGCAUUCUGCACUGUGCUCUUGCAGUCAUCUUUGCAGGACGGCCAUUCCUAGGGAGAGUAGCAACAGUGCAGAACUUUCUCCAUUUAUAGACAAAUUUUCUUAGCCUGGACUGAUGAACAUUAAGGCUUUUAGAGAUACAGUUGAAUUUGGAAGUUUACAUACACCUUAGCCAAAUACAUUUAAACUCAGUUAUUCACAAUUCCUGACAUUUAAUCCUAGUAAAAAUUCCCUGUCUUAGGUCAGUUAGCAUCACCACUUUAUUUUAAGAAUGUGAAAUGUCAGAAUAAUAGUAGAGAAUUUUUUAUUUCAGCUUUUAUUUAUUUCAUCACAUUCCCAGUGGGUCAGAUGUUUACAUAUACACAAUCAGUAUUUGGUAGCAUUGCCUUUAAAUUGUUUAACUUGGGUCAAACGUUUCGGGUAGCCUUACACAAGCUUCCCACAAUAAGUUGGGUGAAUUUUGGCCCAUUCCUCCUGACAGAGGUGGUGUAACUGAAUCAGGUUUGUAGGCCUCCUUGCUCACACACGCUUUUUCAGUUCUGCCCACACAUUUUCUAUAGGAUUGAGGUCAGAGCUUUGUGAUGGCCACUCCAAUACCUUGACUUUGCUGUCCUUAAGCCAUUUUGCCACAACUUUGGAAGUAUGAUUGGGGUCAUUGUCCAUUUGGAAGACCCAUUUGAGACCAAGCUUUAACUUCCUGACUGAUGUCUUUAGAUGUUGCUUCAAUAUAUCCACAUAAUUUUCCUUCCUCAUGAUGCCAUCUAUUUUGUGAAGUGCACCAGUCCCUCCUGCAGCAAAGCACCCCCACAGCAAGAAGCUGCCACCCCCGUGCUUCACGGUUGGGAUGAUGUUCUUUGGCUUGCAAGCAUCCCCCUUUGUUUCAUCAGACCAGAGGACAUUUCUCCAAAAAGUACGAUCUUUGUCCCCAUGUGCAGUUGCAAACCGUAGUCUGGCUUUUUUAUGGCGGUUUUGGAGCAGUGGCUUCUUCCUUGCUGAGCGGCCUUUCAGGUUAUGUCGAUAUAGGACUCGUUUUACUGUGGAUAUAGAUACUUUUGUACCUGUUUCCUCCAGCAUCUUCACAAGGUCCUUUGCUGUUGUUCUGGGAUUUAUUUGCACUUUUCACACCUAAGUACGUUAAUCUCUAGGAGACAGAACGCGUCUCCUUCCUGAGCGGUAUGACGGCUGCGUGGUCCCAUGGUGUUUAUACUUGCAUACUAUUGUUUGUACAGAUGAACGUGGUACCUUCAGGUGUUUGGAAAUUUCUCCCAAGGAUGAACCAGACUUGUGGGGGUCUACAUAUUCUUUUCUGAGGUCUUGGCUGAUUUCUUUUGAUUUUUCCAUGAUGUCAAGCGAAGAGGCACUGCGUUUGAAGGUAGACCUUGAAAUACAUCCACAGGUACACCUCCAAUUGACUCAAAUUAUGUAAAUUAGCCUAUCAGAAGCUUCUAAAGCCAUGACAUCAUUUUCUGGAAUUUUCCAAGCUGUUUAAAGGCACAGUCAACUUAGUGUAUGUAAACUUCUGACCCACUGGAAUUGUGAUACAGUGAAUUAUAAGUGAAAUAAUCUGUCUGUAAACAAUUGUUGGAAAAAUUACUUGUGUCACGCACAAAGUAGAUAUCCUAACCGACUUGCCAAAACUAUAGUUUGUUAACAAGAAUUUUGUGGAGUUGUUGAAAAACUAGUUUUAAUGACUCCAACCUAAGUGUAUGUAAACUUACGACUUCAAAUGUACGUUUGUAACCCUUUCCAGCUUUAUGAAAGUCAACAAUUCUUAAUCUUAGGUCUUCUGAGAUCUCUUUUGUUCGAGGCAUUGUUCACAUCAGGCAAUGCUUCUUGUGAAUAGGAAAGUAACAUUUUGUGAGUGUUUUUUAUAGGGCAGGGCAGAUCUAACCAACAUCUCCAAUCUCGUCUCAUUGAUUGGACUCCAGGUUAGCAGACUCCUGACUCCAAUGAGCUUUUGGAGAACUCAUUAGCCUAGGGGUUCACAUACUUUUUCCAACCUACACUGUGAAUGUUUAAAUGAUGUAUUCAAUAUAGACAAGAAAAUACAAUAAUUUGUGUGUUAUUAGUUUAAGCAGACUGUGUUUGUCUAUUGUUGUGACUUAGAUGAAGAUCAGAUCAAAGUUUAUGACCAAUUUAUGCAGAAAUCCAGGUAAUUCCAAAGGGUUCACAUACCUUUUCUUGCCACUGUAUAUAACAGUGAUGUAGUGAUAAAAAAAACGUGUGUAAGCGCUGACCGCCAUUCGAGGUGAGUUAAGUAACUCUCCCUAUGCUUUCGAUGCAUUUCCUCGCAAAAGGUGGGUAAAAAGUUUGCACAAAAUAACAAAGGUGCGUAAAUUGCGUUUACCCUCCACUACACGACUGAUAUAUACAUUAUAUUUAGUCAUUUAGCAGACACUCUUAUCCAGAGCGAAUUACAGUUAGUUAUUCAUCUUAAGAUAGCUAGGUAAGACAACCAUAUAUCACAGUCAUAGUAAGUAAAACCUUUCCUCAAUAAAGCAGCUAUCAGCAAAGUCAGUGCUAUUAAGAAAAGAGAAGUGUAAGUGUUAGUGCAAGAAAGGCAUGAGUGUUAUUUGGUUAUUAUUAUUUUAAAUAUAUUCUUACGGAACACCGCUAUAUGAAGAAAUAUAUGCAUCAGAAGUAUCUAAUCUUACAUCUCUCUGUCUGUCUUUUUCUUUCAGGUGUGAUCAAGACAGCCCUGCCAAACAUGGACAGGGAGACGAAGGAGAACUAUGUCGUUGUGAUCCAGGCUAAAGACAUGGCUGGCCAGAUGGGUGGGCUGUCAGGGACCACCACAGUCAGCAUCACCCUCUCUGAUGUCAAUGACAACCCACCACGCUUCCCCAAGAGUGAGUAUAGUGCACACACAAAGACAGAGGGUGCACUCACACACACACACACAGGCAUGCACACACACACACACACACACACACACACACACACACACACACACACCAUAAGCCCCCCCCCCCCCCACACACACACACACACACACACACACACACACACCAGCCCCCUGAAAUUAAAACUCAGUUCACAAUACAGAAGGCUCGUGCCAAGAAGGCAGCCUCCAUCUGGUGUCAAUUUCGAAAUUAAUGUGGAUUGUUGCAGCGAGUGGUACUGUGCUGCUGUAGCUGCGGCUGAGGUGUCUGUGUGUGUGUAUGUAUGUGUGUGACUGCAGCGCUCUCUGGAAGGCUGGGUAUAAUUAAAUGUAAAGCCAUGUGACAGAGGGAAGGGUCCUGCACAGUGCAUCAGAUCAAUCUGGUAUCAGCCUGGUAAUCCCUAUUAAAUGAAAAGAGUACUCUGUAGGAUUGUUCUCUUUCUCGCUCUCUUUCUCGCUCUCUUUUUAUCUCCUUCUAACUAUCACUUUUCGUCCCUCCCUUGCUGUCAUUCCUGAUCCCUCUCUCUCAGUCUUUCUCUUUCCAAUACUCUCAAUGUCACUGUGUGUGGCUCCGCUAAUGUCCUUUGUUUCUAGUUUUCUUUUCUAGUUUCUUUUCAAAGUGCUUAUUUUGCCAACCAUCUCACCUUCACCAUCUAUCCCACUUUCCCUCUAUCUCCUCUCACACGCUGUGUCUUGUCCCCCUCUCUCUCCCUUGCUCUUUCCAUCUCUGGUGCAUCUGGCGAAUUGCAAAUAUAUCAGAUUGACAGAUUACUGGUGUCAUUUUGUUUCCUCUCAAUAACAGCACUGUGUGUGUGUGUGUGUGUGUGUCUGUGUGUGUGUGUGUGUGUGUGUUACACUUGGAUUGAAUCAACACAUACAAGCCAAACAGCUCUUCACAUGACAAAACGCAUACAACCGUAGAAACCCUACCUCCAUUUAUCACCCUCUCCAACAGGGAGAAAAACACUGUCACUGCACCUCACCUCAAUGGACAGGACAGGGAGUGAGGGAGGGACAGAGGAGGGGAGGGAGAGAGAGAGAGAGGUAGGGGGGUAGAGAUGGAUAGAAAGGAAAUGAAGGUGAGACGGGAGGAAUAAAUAGAGGGAGGGAAGGAGGGAUGAAGAGAGAAAGAGAAAGACAGAGUGAGAGCAAGUGGAUAUUGUAAUGGGACACCCGGAGGAGGCAGAGUGUCAGGCAGCGAUAUCAUUGUUGUCUGCAAGACUGAUGCUUCCUCCUCUCGACCCAAUGCUAAAUACCUGUUAGCCUGGGAAACCUCUCCAUAGUGGUGUGUGUGUGUGUGUGUGUCUAUGCCUGUGUGUGUGCGUAUGCGUGUGUACCUGCCUGUCUGUGUGUGCGUGUGCGCGUGAGACAGAGUCCUGCCGACUCGGGCGUUGCCAGAACGCUGUCAGCGUGUUUUAUGAGGGUGUCAGUAGUGUUUGUCUCUGCAGCCUGUGUGUAUAUCAUUUCCAUCCCCCUGCAGACCAAGCCAGCUAUUUAUUUAAUCAUAUGAGAUACAGUGAGAUGCUCUAGCUGGCAGUCAGGAAAGCAUUAAUUUAUCUGGCACAAAUCAGGAAAUCACCCGUUAAAAAUAACUAUGUAUGUGCCAAUGUAUUCACGUUGAACAAAUGAUACGUGAUUGAUUAAUGUUGGCUUUUAAGAUGGAUUAAAAUGUUUGAAUUAAGGGGGUGGUCCAGGUGUUACAGAUGGAACAACAACAACUAAUGUGUGUGUGUGUGUGUGUGUGUGUGUGUGUGUGUGUGUGUGUGUGUGUCCGUGUCUUUCCUCCAGGUCUGUAUGAGUUCAAAGCUCCAGAGUCGACAGAGCCCGGCUCGACGGUGGCCGUGCUGCGAGCUACAGACGCUGACAUCGGCAGGAACGCUGAGAUGAACUACCGAAUCACCAGCAGUGACGGCCCAGCCAUGUUUGACAUUUCAACCAAUAGGAGCACACAGGAGGGUGUCAUCACCCUCAGGAAGGUCAGUGAAUGGCUGCAUUCCUAAUCUACCACUAGCCCAUAUCCCUAUUCCCCUAAUUCCUAGGACACUCCUUCAGUAUGGCUGGAUUCCAAAUCACUCCUAGCGGUCUAUUUCAACAAACCUAACGCAAUAGUAAAUCUAAGGGCUGGUGGUAGCGCUAUAGGUUCCGGGGUGUGUCAGAUUUUUUUUCUUCUGUUUUCACAACCAUAAUUAUGGCCGCAGUUCCUGGCGGUGGCGCGAAAGUGCUGGGUUUUGAUGAUUAAAUAAGUUGUGGGUGUGUAGAGGCUUGGCCCCUCACUGGCCAAUCAGAACAUGCUCCAUUGCUAAAUAUGUGGUUGCUUCAAGUUAUUUAUUUACGGUCUUUCAUGUAUUGCAUUGUCAUCAACUCCAAUUUGAAUGUUAGUCCGCUAUAGCCUAGAACAUGUUUGCAGUCCACAUUGUUCUAAUUGCAUUGCUUCAAUAUGGAAAUACACUACAUGACCAAAAGUAUGUGGACACCUGCUUGUCGAACAUCUCAUUCCAAAAUCAUGGACAUUAGUAUGGAGUUGGUCUCCACUUUGCUGCUAUAACAGCCUCCACUCUUCUGGGAAGGCUUUCGAUUCCCACGGGGGGCCAGUAUGAAAAUGUAUGCACUCACUAACUGUAAGUCGCUCUGGAUAAGAGCGUCUGCAAAAUGACUAAAAUGUUAAAUGUAAUUGUCAUGCUGAAACAGGAAAGGUCCUUCCCCAAACUGUUGCCACAAAGUUGGAAUCAGAGAAUCGUCUAGAAUGUCAUUGUAUGCUGUAGCGUUAACAUUUCCCUUCACUGGAAAUAAGGGGCCUAGCCAGAACCAUGAAAAACAGCCCCAUACCAUUAUUCCUCCUCCAUCAAACUUUAGAGUUGGCACUAUGCAUUGGAGCAGGUAGCGUUCUCCUGGCAUCCGCCAAACCCAGAUUCGUCCGUCGGACUUCCAGAUGGUGAUGCGUGAUUCAUCACUCCAGAGAACGCGUUUCCACUGCUCCAGAUUCCAAUGGUGGUGAGCUUUACACCACUCCAGCCAACGUUUGACAUUGCACAUGGUGAUUUUAGGCUUGUGUGCGGCUGCUCGGCCAUGGAAACCCAUUUCAUGAAGCUCCCAACGAACAGUUAUUGUGCUGAAAUUGCUUCCAGAGGCAGUUUGGAACUCGGUAGUGUGUGUUACAACUGAGGACAGACAAUUUCUAAGCUCUUCAGCACUCUGUGGUCCCGUUCUGUGAGCUUGUGUGGCCUACCACUUUGCGGCUCAGCCGUUGUUGCUCCUAGACGUUUCCACUUCACAAUAACAGCACUUACAGUUGACCGGGGCAGUUCUAGCAGGGCAGAAAUUUGACGAACUGACUUGUUGGAAAGGUGGCAUCCUAUGACUGUGCCACUUUGAAAGUCACUGAGCUCUUCAGUAAGUCCAUUCUACUGCUAAUGUUUGUCUAUGGAGAUUGCAUGGCUGUGUGUUCGAUUUUAUACACCUGUCAGCAACAGGUGUGGCUUAAAUAGCCAAAUCCACUAAUUUGAAGGGGUUUCCACAUACUUUUGUAUAUAUAGUGUACAUUGUUAAACAUAGGCUAUAGCAUCCAUACUGAUACAGGGGCUAGGCCUACUGUAAAUUGCAGCCUGUGGACAUGCCAAACGUACUCAAUAAGCAAGAUUAAAUUCACUAGGCUACGAUAAGGUCUAAAAUACAGUGUAUAAUUCUAAUCAAAUUCUAAUAAAAACAACAACUUGAUUUAAAUAGGCUAUGUCUAAAUACAGUUACAGGCACCAUAAUUGUUCUCCUAUGAUAUGAUAUGAUAUGAUAUGGCGUAUGAUACAAACAAGGCAACUUAGACUAUGGAGGGUUUUAGGCACAUCCAAACUUUUCACAGGAGCUGGAUAAAGACCCUAUAUAAAGAGAAAGGGGGAAUGUCCACUCACCGUUAUACUGCUCCCAAAUAUAAUGUUUUAUAAACAUAUUGGAACCAUCUUACAUAUCGCAUUCACACUUCUCCAAAAGUUACAUUGCAUGCGAACGACGGACGUUCUCAACAUAAAACCAGGAUGGUGAAUUGUUCUAAUAAGUUUGGUUUUAAUAAAAUGUAACGAAAAACAAGCUAUCUGUUUUUUUUUUUUUUUUUUUAACAACAACAAAAAUAAAUCAAUGUAAAAUGUCAUUGUUUAAAAUUGCCAGGAUAAAAAAAGACAACGAAUUGCUGUUGAACCAGCCUUUGUUAUAGUAGGCCUAGGAUAGUAUGGGUAGCCUACGGAGGGUUUUGAACGGAAAACAAGCUAUUGUUAUAUGAAAAUAACUUCUAAAUACGAGGUUCACCGGUAUUCACCAAGGUACUCAUCUUUCGUUUCAUGAUGGGCAUGGACACAUGUAGCAUAACUUUGUUGCUAAUGUCAAAAAAUUAUAAGCUAGGCUGGAUAGGCUGAAUAGUUUCCGCUGUCAAAAUUCAUGCCAUAACCAACUGCGUUACCGCUUAAACCAACUUUUGGUUUGUCUUAAAUAUCCCUACCAGCGCUGCCUGAAAUUAGCACUUUGGAUCACAUUUUUAAGGACACACAUCAAAUAUUUACAUCCCUCCCAUCUGAGCGCAAGCGAGCUGAUAUAAGACAGAUACAAUUACCAAUCCUUGCGUAAAAAUUUGAAAAUAGCAGAGGGCUGGCUGUAACAGGUCGAAAUUGCCAAUGAACGUGCAUUUGACACUAGCAUUAACACCGGCCGAAAAUAGAGCCCCUAGUCCCUGGUUCACGAGGCACUCGACCCUACUCCCUAGGUGUUAUCACCCUCAGGAAGGUCAGUAUGGCUGGAUUCCAAAUUGAACCAUAGCCCCUAGCCGCUAGACCCUACCACUUUGGGCACUUGUUCAUUAACAUUUUACAUUCAUUCAUUAAGGCUGGAUUCCAAAUCCACACCUAGCCCCUCAAUUAUGAAUGGAAUAGCGGUUGUACAGUAUCAUACGAGUUAUACGACAUAUAGUGUAGUAUGUAUUUCCUAGUUGUACAAUAGCAUACGAAUUGGAUGAUGUAACUUAUCACACAUCUUGGAGGACGAAUAGUAUUAUAAUUCUUUAUCUGAGACCAGGUUGCUUGAUAUGAUGUAACAACAAAGGAGAAUUAGGAGAAAAUGUACGUUGGCGGUUAGGGGAACUAAUGACAAAGAUUAGGAUAAUUUACGUAAAAGGUUAGGUGAAUUUACAUAACAGGUUAGGUGAAUUGGGUUAAGUUUAGAAUAAGGGUUAGGGGAAGGGGAAGCUAAAAUGCUACAGUUGUCCCAGACGCGACUUGGACACGCACCCUUUGGAUUGGUCGCAGAUUACACCCACCCAUCCUCCCCGACCAACGUCCCUACUUUAGUUCCUGUCUAAAGUAACUAGACAGUUAUGUAGGUAUAAUACUUCUUGGAGGUGCUCAGAAAUACUUAAAGUAUGUUUCGUAUGGCUCUGAGGCCAGGCUGACUCCCUAGAGCCCUAGCCCCUAGUUAGUAAUUGCGCUAGCGCUAGUUAGCAACCCCAUUCAAACCGCACGCAGAGACAUAAAAAUGGUAUCGACAAGUUCAUCUGACUCUGGGGAAGUGAUAAAAUCCCGAAGUAUCCCUUUAACUGCUUCACCUUGCCUUUUGGAUGGUUGGAAUUUUUGCCAUAUUGCUUACAUUUAUCCAGUCAUGUCAGAUAGACUAUUGAUACUAGGUAUGGCUUUCACCAGUACCAGCCAGUGGAGCUGAGCUGUUGUAUGUUUUGAUGUAUUAAAAAUAAUCAGAUUGUUGCUUUUUCAAGCGCUCCCUCCUCCGGUGUAGCUUUAAAUUGAUCACUUCACUUCCAUCAGGUCAUUAUUGAGUGGAGGAAGAUGUAAUUGCCUUCUGCUGAUGUUACUGUUGUAAUGAUCUUGGAGGGAUCUAAGCUAUGUGUGUGUGUGUGUGUGUGUGUGUGUGUGUGUGUGUGUGUGUACACAGGGUCUGGUCUACAUCUGAACCUACUCUAAUUAAAUGGCUUGUCUAGUUAAAGGGCAUUUCCUGCACCGCUGUCCCCAAACAACACAUGUUCAUGUUGACAUCAUCAAACCCCUGUCUAGAGAGCAGAGCAGGAGAAAAUCAAUCAAUGACUUAUUGAGUAUGAGGGGUCAUAUCAAAUUACUGUAUUUGAUUGAUAUAAAGUGCUGUACAGACAAUGCUCAGUUGAAAGCUCAUUGGAAAAACCUGCACAGCUGCACGUACACACACACACACACACACACACCUUUUGUUCAAUGACUGGAGGCCUGAAUUUGUUAGUAGCUCCCUCACAACUAAAAUCACACGUCAGAUGUGUUCUCUCCAGACAGCAUUAGUGUGACCUUAAAGGUGAAGAACAGAGCCAGAGGUUUCAACCCAAUCAUCUCUCCUUCCUCCUGAAGUGUGCACUCGUAAACUACUCCCUACAAAUUUAAAAGAGUUGAAUUGGUGUAUGCAUUAGCUAGAUGGAGUUACCAUAUACCAGUCAUUUCCUUUCAAGAAAGGAGAGAUUAUUGGGACUCACACCGAGAGAGGAGAGAAGAGAAUAGCGGUUUAAAGGGGGUCUGAACUCACUGAUUUCGCCUGGCUUUUCCGCCUCAUUAAGAAAUACAAUUUCUGAAACACGAAUUGCGUCUUGGGGGUGUGGUUUGAUAUGGGUGUGUUAUGUUCGCUAUAUCGUACUUUUAGCUUGUUCCUCUUCACUCACUGUAGUUGAGAUAUCCCCAAACCGCCACCGUACCAGGACUUUGGCUAAAGGAAUAAAUUGUGUUUGUGAUGCUAAUGUUAGUUCACAAAUGUGAGGAAGUUUGAGUUGGAAAGAACCCAAACCAUUUAUCGUUCUUUCAACAUAACAUUGUCUUGUACCUAUUGUUGUCUCAUGUAAACAAGUGUGAGGCACUGUGUGCUAAUGGGUAGUUCUGCUGCCAAUAAAGAAAUGGGCAGGCUUUAUUUAGGUUGGUUCUGCUGCUAUGACUGUUUAGCGCGCAGCUGUUUUCCCAUUCACCCUUAUUGCAUGCUCCGAUCAUUUAGAUGGGUGCUGCCAGCUGUUCGUGUUACUGGGCAUAAUUGUGGACAUGACUGAAAUCCAAACUCUCAAAUAUACAAGGACACUGGAUUUCUUAAAUCCCGCAAACCUCUGUUUUGGAAAAUACUGACAUUAUGACCCAAAUUAUUAUAUUUACAAUUUUGGCAACAGAACACGUGUUGAUGACCAAUAUCGAUGCCACAUAGGCCGUUUUCAACCAGAGAAUAUGUAUUUUUUCUUUUUUUCAUCCUUUAAGCCCUUUUUACACUGCAUACCCAAGUUCAUUUACUAAAGAAAGGAUAGCACCCAGACACAUGAAAAGAGGGAGAGGUUGAGUCACACUGAAUUAAUUCAAUUGUUGAUGAUGUGUGUCUGUGUGUAUCUCGCUGUGUGUGUCUGUGUGUGUAUUGCUUAGACAACAAAAGUGUUGCAUGUCAAAGGAUUUGUGUGUGUGAGAGGGAAAGAAAGUUAAACAAAAAUGUGUUAACUGGCGUGUGAGUUGUUAACCCUCUUCUCUCUCUCUCCUCAGCCUCUGGACUUUGAGAGGAAGCGGUUGUACACUCUAAGGAUCCAGGUUGAGAACUCCAACCCUGACCCACGGUUCCUGCGCUACGCGGCGACUACGGACGAGGCGACGGUCAAGUUGAUCGUGGAGGAUGUGGACGAGCCGCCGGUGUUUGACCGGGUCAGCUACGUCAUGGAGGUCAAAGAGGACUCGGCCUUAGGCACCAUCAUCGGAUCGGUCAGUGCCACAGACCCAGACAGUAGCCGCAGCCCUGUCAGGUACUACAUAUGCACACAGCUCCUGAGACAUCUACUAGUGGUCAGCAGGCCUGGGUCAACAUAUUAUCUGUUUACUUUCAAAUAUUUUACUGUACUUGAGUUACAAAUACAGUCUAAACAACUCCUGCCAGUAGCAGCGCAUUCCUCAAUCACAGUGUGGUGAUCAGAGAGAGAGUGUUAUCCUGGAGUGCCUGCCGAGGCUAGAAGUUAGAGCACUUUAUUACUGGUGUCAAAUAUGGUAUCAUUCACUUUUAUCAGCGCUCAUCAAAAAGGAUGUGCUUUGUGGCAUUUAGAGAGUAGGGUGACGAGGGGAGGGGAGGGGAGGGGAGGAGAUGAGAAGUGAGGAAAGGAGAGGGGAUGAGAAGCAAGGAGAGGGAAUGAGAAGAGAGGAGAGAGGAGGGGAUGAGAGUAGCACACACACACACUUUUAUCUGGUGUAAUUAAUCAGGGGAGGGUCCAGGCCCAGCCAACUGAAUUAUUGAGAAUAUUAGAAAGGCAAUUGGCACCCCAACAGGACAGAUAUAACGAGUUUAGACUUGCUGUCGGAAGCAAGAGGGGCAAAGAGAGCCUGUGUGUGUUUAGAUAAAAAUGCUAAAACGGUUUGUGCUGGUAAACAACUAAAAAUACUGGCUGUGGAAGGGUAGAGGAUUAGACAGUAGACGGAGAGGGGAGAUAGGGAGAAAGGAGAUGAGGGUAGGGGUGCGGUGGUGCAUGGUCCCUGAGAGACCUGGUUCACGCACACCCCCUCCGGGGGUCUGCUUCCCCCAUCUACUCCCCUGCUCUCUUCAAUGUCUAUGUUUGUGUCCCAAAUGGCACCCUAUUCCCUAUAUAGCACUAUGAGCCCUGGACAAUAGUAGUGCACUAUAUAGGGAAUAGGGUGCAUUUGGGAUGCAACCUACAUCCGCUACUCCAUUAAUCAAACUGAUGUAUCACACUCGUCCUCAGGAAGUGAAGAAAAACAACACUAGAUAACCUGUUUGUGUGUGUGUUUAUGCAUUUAUGUUUGUGUGUGCAUGCAUUCGUGUGCGAGUGUAUCUCCAAACAGCCAUUAGGACCCCUCCACCAUGAUAGCACAGAUAAACAUUUUUGGAGUCGUUCUAUUUUUAGCGGAACAACCAGACUACAAAUGUCAGUCAUCCAAAUUGCUUUCAAAUUGGAUGAUAUACUGUAUGUAGCAGUAUGAUGUAUUGUUGUGGGUUUCUGUGAAAGAAAGUGAGGACAUUUAUACUUGUUUGUUUUGUGCAGAUACAAGUACUCGAUAGAACAGCGCGCAGACUAAGACAGGGUGUAUAAUAUUCUUGUGAAUAUUGGCUGUGAGGAAGCUUAUAUUUGUUGUUUGUGUUGUGCAGGUACUCUUAAUACACUGCCUCACAGCCAAGGUCCCGGUGCAUUGGGUUUGUGUGAAAGAAAAUGAGGCAGCUUAUAAUUGUUUGUGUUGUGAGAAAGUGAAGAGGAUGCUUAUAGUUGUUGUUUGCUAUGUGCAGGUACUCAAUUGACCGGCAUACAGACAUGGACAGGGUGUUCAACGUGCACCCGGGUAACGGCUCAGUGUUCAUGCUAACGACUCUGGACAGAGAGGCGAACCUUUGGCACAACAUCUCUGUCAUCGCCACUGAGUUCAGUAAGUAGCAUGUUGAUCAUUGACACACACACAUACAUACAUACGAUCCACUCCAUCGGUACAAGUGGAAAUUGGGUGUGUGUAUAUGUGUGUCAGUGAACUACUACAAUUACUUCUAGUAGUUACAUGUACAGUACUAUGAGCAGUAAUCAUAUCAAAGGCAGUUAUUGUGUUUCCUUGGUGUGGUUAUUAAAUGUAAUGUUUCUGUGUUUCAAAGACAAUCCACGGCUGAUGAGCCGCGUACCAGUGUACAUCAGAGUACUGGACAUUAAUGACAACGCUCCUACAUUCGCCACUUACUACGAAACAUUCGUCUGUGAAAACGCCAAGGCUAACCAGGUAAUGGAAAACCAUGUAUUAUUAUUUUAAACCACUACAGUAAGUCUUCUUUCCCACCUAAGAUCCCCCAACUGAUCGUACCUUCAUCAGUUAAACCUUGCCUCGGUCACAGAAAAUGACCUUAUACCGGAGGGUUUUCAGGUUUAACAUUAGAGCUCCCUUCUCUCCUUAACACUUUUGUCUUGUUCAUCUGGAUAAAGACAUGACAAAAGAAGAAGAAGUAUGUCAUCUGUGUUUGAUCAUAUUUUUCUUACCUUUCUCAGAGGAUUCAGACAGUGAGCGCUACAGAUGCUGACGAGCCUAUCAGUGGACACAGAUUCUUCUUCAGUCUAGCACACGAGGUCUCAGGGAAAGCCAACUUCACCGUCCGAGACAACAAAGGUACACUUCUUCUUGGAGAACAACAGCUGACACACAAGUUAAUUAAUAACCAGUUUUUUUUAUUUAGUUUUUUCAAAACAAAUGUUUUCCACAGCAGCCGUGAUCACAGUAGUGAACUACAAGUAGUUCAACUUGUAACAACAUUUUGCAGUAGUUUGGUGGUAGUUGAACUACAUUCAGUAGUUCAACUAGUAGUUAAUAUUUUUAUUUUUUUUACCAUGUAGCGGUGAGCUAACUACUGGAACUACACAUUACUUUUUUGGGCAAAAUUCUAAUUAAAUAUGGGUGAAGGAGGCAAGCAUUUCCUUACAUUUUCAGCAUCAGACCUGCCUAAUUCUCACAUUGAAACAUAGUUUUAGUGUUUAAUAGGCUAAAUCUGUUCUUGCAAUUUGUAGUCUAUAACGUUUCAGAUUUAGACAUGAUAAUUUACCAAGAAGUAGUGAACUACUUUUUCAUAGCAACUUUAGUUAAAGUACAUUGUUUUUUUGUUUUUUUUUACCCAUUUUUUAACCUUUUUUUUUUAUUAUUAUUUUUAUUUAUUUUUUUUGUCAUUUAGCAGACGCUCUUAUCCAGAGCGACUUACAUGAGCAAUUAGGGUUAAGUGCCUUGCUCAAGGGCACAUCGACAGAUUUUUCACCUAGUCGGCUCGGGGAUUAGAACCAGCGACCUUUCGGUUACUGGCACAACGCUCUUAACCACUAAGCUACCUGCCGCCCGUGAAUAUUUUUAUACGUUCAUAUUCUGUUAACUCAUACCUAAAUAAUGUUGUUGACACGUCUUAUACUCAUAUUUGUGGCCAAAGGAUAAAUUGGAGAAAAAACACAUAAAGAACACCUCCAACUUGUAUCUCAAACAGACCGUUUAAAAAAAUACUUGCUAUUUCCUCAUUGAAUAUGUCAUGUUGGCUAUUUGGCUGAGCUGGCCAAUCAGCAGUCUACUCUGUGAAUAUUUUUUAUGACCGGUAUACGCCCACACCAUUCCAACACAGAAAACUGCUUUUUACCAUACUUAAUAUUUUUUUUUUGAAAACAAUAUUUCACUCAGUAAUUAAUUAUAGGUCAUAUUUCAUAGAAAUCUGGAAACAUUGGAUAGUUACGUUAAGUAAACACUUAAUGGUAGUUUAACUUCUUCAAGUGUGAGAUAAUUGGUACCUUAAUAAUCUAUAUUUUCGGAGUAGCUUCCCCAACACAGCAAUUUGUCAACCUCACCUAUUCAUAUAUAUUUAAGCACACUCUAAUAUAAUAUUUAAGGCUAUUAAUUGGAGACAAUAAACUUUAUUGAAAGAAACAAACUUCUUUGAAACUGGGGAACAUUCCUAUAUCUAACUUGUAUAGUAGCUAACUCUAAAGUGUCUAACAGACAACAUAGCCUAUAGCUGCUUACUCCUCAGUGCCUCUCCACAGACAACACUGCUGACUUAUAUAGUAUCCAACUUGAAGACGUCUAUCUCCACAGACAACACUGCUGACUUAUAUAGUAUCCAACUCGAAGACGUCUAUCUCCACAGACAACACUGCUGACUUAUAUAGUAUCCAACUCUAAGACGUCUAUCUCCACAGACAACACUGCUGACUUAUAUAGUAUCCAACUCUAAGACGUCUAUCUCCACAGCCAACACUGCUGACUUGUAUAGUAUCCAAUUCAAAGACGUCUAUCUCCACAGACAACACUGCUGACUUAUAUAGUAUCCAACUCGAAGACGUCUAUCUCCACAGCCAACACUGCUGACUUGUAUAGUAUCCAAUUCAAAGACGUCUAUCUCCACAGACAACACUGCUGACUUAUAUAGUAUCCAACUCUAAGACAUCUAUCUCCACAGACAACACUGCUGACUUGUAUAGUAUCCAAUUCAAAGACGUCUAUCUUUAUAGACAACACUGCUGACUUAUAUAGUAUCCAACUCUAAGACGUCUAUCUCCACAGCCAACACUGCUGACUUGUAUAGUAUCCAAUUCAAAGACGUCUAUCUCCACAGACAACACUGCUGACUUAUAUAGUAUCCAACUCUAAGACGUCUAUCUCCACAGACAACACUGCUGACUUGUAUAGUAUCCAAUUCAAAGACGUCUAUCUCCACAGACAACACUGCUGACUUGUAUAGUAUCCAACUCUAAGACAUCUAUCUCCACAGACAACACUGCUGACUUAUAUAGUAUCCAACUCAAAGACGUUUAUCUCCACAGACAACACUGCUGACUUGUAUAGUAUCCAAUUCAAAGACGUCUAUCUCCACAGACAACACUGCUGACUUAUAUAGUAUCCAACUCUAAGACGUCUAUCUCCACAGACAACACUGCUGACUUGUAUAGUAUCCAAUUCAAAGAUGUCUAUCUUUAUAGACAACACUGCUGACUUAUAUAGUAUCCAACUCUAAGACGUCUAUCUCCACAGACAACACUGCUGACUUGUAUAGUAUCCAACUCAAAGACGUCUAUCUCCACAGACAACAAUGCUGACUUGUAUAGUAUCCAAUUCAAAGACGUCUAUCUCCACAGACAACACUGCUGACUUAUAUAGUAUCCAACUCUAAGACGUCUAUCUCCACAGACAACACUGCUGACUUGUAUAGUAUCCAAUUCAAAGACAUCUAUCUUUACAGACAACACUGCUGACUUAUAUAGUAUCCAACUCUAAGACGUCUAUCUCCACGGACAACACUGCUGACUUGUAUAGUAUCCAACUCUAAGACAUCUAUCUCCACAGACAACACUGCUGACUUAUAUAGUAUCCAACUCAAAGACGUCUAUCUCCACAGACAACACUGCUGACUUGUAUAGUAUCCAACUCUAAGACGUCUAUCUCCAACAGACAACACGGCUUGGAUCCUGACCAGAAGGAACAGCUACAGCCGGCUACAGAGGAGCACCUACCUGGUUCCUGUGGUGAUAUCGGACGGGGACUUUCCCAUGCAGAGCAGCACCAACACCCUGACUGUGCGUGUUUGUACCUGCGACCGUGAGGGGAACAUGCAGCUGUGUAACCAGGAAGCUCUGGUCCUCACCGCAGGGCUCAGCACUGGAGCCCUCAUGGCCAUCAUCAUCUGUGUCCUCAUACUGCUCAGUGAGUACUGUACAAUUCAGUUAAAUUAAAAACGCUUUAUUGAACAUUUUAUCUUGCAUGUGUCUUACAUACAGCACAUUAAAACAUCAAUCACAUCAACACACACAGAUGAUAAGCAACACAUUCAGAAGACAUUGACUUACGCCAUGUCAUAUUCUGAUCUCUGUUAGCCAAACCUUUCCUUGCAGUUUACUUAUCUUCACUGCAACUGCACAGAGCUAGAUAGGUGAUACAAAUCCAUACCAAGUAUUUUGUGGCAGCUCAAGCCUGUCUCAGCCCACCAAAGCCCUGUUUAUCAGUGAGUGUAUCCACAUACUGUAUGCACACCACCAAUGGUUCCCAACAGACACCAACUAUCCUUCAGAAAAUAGAAGGAACACAGGUGGGAAAAAUAACAAAAGUUCAAAAGCAUUUCUUUGUCUUGUUUCUGAAAUAAUCGUUAUCAAUGCAUUAUUGAGGAUCGAAGCACAUUCCUCACCUCAUUUCCUUUCCUCUCCCAUCUCAUACUCAAGUUAUUCUCUCUCUCUCUCUUUGUGUCUGUAGUAAUCGUGGUGCUGUUCGCUGCCCUGAGGAGGCAACAGAGGAAGAAGGAGCCUCUGAUCAUCUCCAAAGAGGAUGUGAGAGACAACGUCGUCAGCUACAACGAUGAGGGGGGCGGAGAGGAGGACACCCAGGCCUUUGAUAUCGGCACGCUGCGCAACCCAGAGGCUAUCGAGGAGACCAAACAGCGCAGGGACAUUAAGCCGGAGACCCUGCAUCCUCCUGUCCGUCGGACCGUGGUCCUCCCCCCUGCCCACAGGGACAACUCGGACGUCAGGGAAUUCAUAAACCAAAGGCUCCAGGACAACGACCAGGACCCCACAGCGCCGCCCUAUGACUCCCUGGCCACCUACGCCUACGAGGGAAGCGGCUCGGUGGCCGAGUCCCUGAGCUCCCUGGGCUCCGUGACCACGGAGGGAGACCAGGACUAUAACUACCUGAGCGAGUGGGGACCCAGGUUUAGAAAACUAGCUGAUAUGUACGGGGUAGAGGACAGUGACGGCUGCAGGGAUUCCUAA